UGCUACUCCUGGAAGCAGGUGCCAACAUGAUUAUCUGUUGAUGAUUGAUUGAUUGAUUCAAUGUUAUAUUAUUAUGCCGCACCUACAUAUUGGCCCAACGUGGGCCAGCGUCGGCCAAUGUGUGGAUGGCUGGUUUGCCAGCGCUGGCCUUCGUUGGCUAUCGCUCCGAUUUUUUACGAGCGGAGGCCAGCCCAACCAAGGCCAGUGCUGGCAAACCACUCAUCCACACUUCUCUACUAAUGCAUUCUGUUUCCUGCUUUGUUGUCUCAUUUGCUGUUUUUUCUGAGUGAUUGACUUGCUAUAGGCCUAAUUGCUACUAUUAAUCAGCUUUGUGAUAUUUUGUUAUUGAUUUUUAUCGUAUUCAUUCCAGUUGAUAUUUUCAAUUUCUAUCAUGGAUAUGUCGCUGGCUACCGCUGGCCUUGAUUGGGCACGCAGUGUGGACGCAGCCAUGGACCAACGCAGCCAAGCUUACCAGGCUGGGCCAGCGACUCGACCAAUAUGUGGAAGCAGGACUGAAAUUUUUAAACAGGUGCGUUUGGAAUGUGUGGUGAGUUUAUUGAAGGCAGUUGUGGCUCCACUCAGCUCAUUCAUAAUGGAGGCACUUGCUCUGAAUCACCCUUUAAUGGCCGCCAUUCGCCAACAACUGCAACUGGUUCCAAGCAAAAUGGUGCUGAAAAGUAUCAAUUCAAUGAAACCUACAACACCGACCAUGUAAGUAGAAAAAUCACAG
Messenger RNA from Nilaparvata lugens (brown planthopper), 730 nucleotides. RefSeq lists its product as uncharacterized. Lineage: Eukaryota; Metazoa; Arthropoda; Insecta; Hemiptera; Delphacidae. Bases 392 to 715 code for a protein of 107 amino acids. The transcript has 2 exons. The record is from RefSeq and is a predicted model, not a curated record.